UGUAAACCGCUUUCUGGUUGCUCUUCUAGACACAGAAACAGAGGAAGAGCUAGAAGGAGAAACAUAUCCCAACAAACUCAUUCCUUCUUCUCCCUCUCCCUCUCCCUCUCCCUCUUCAUCUAAACCUAUAUAUUAUAUUCAGAUGCCAUAAUCAUCCAUCCUCGUUCUUCUCCUUUCGCUUUUGCGAAUGGCGAUUCUUCUCUCUCUCCACAGUACUUCUCUGCCGCCUGCCGAUCUCUGUGUUCCUUCUUUACUAUAAUAAAACCCUUCUCUUUUUUGAAUCGCUAUGCGUUGGUUAUCUUCCCUUUCCUUGUCCCAUUCUCAUGGUCUCAAAUCCUCCUCUACCUCUUCUUCUUUUUCCACCUCCGACGUUGACCACCCUAAGAAGAAGUCUGCAGAUGCCAGUCGGGGUUUGGGUGGCGUUUGGCCUUUCGGUAUCGGCAAAAAGGCUAGCCGCCCCAAGACGCUCCGGCCUAUAGGUGAUAGUGAUGGCAGGUCCCCUCCCAGGUGGCAUGAUUCCGAUGAUGACGUUCUUGUGCCCUUGGCUCAUUCCACGACCCCCUCUGAUCGUCAAUUUAGUCGUUCCAAUACAACGUCCUUUUCUUCCUCCUCCGUCGCACCUCAACCCUUGCCCUUGCCGGACGCGGCGCUCUCUCGCCACAUAGACGCUGAUUGCCCUUUACCUUUCCCGAAAGAUGUGGCCGGACCCAACAGCGCUGCGAAAGGGCUACCAGAUCGCGAUCGAGCUGAUGGCGUGAUGGGCGGGGUCUCCUCUGUUUUUCGAAUUCAGAGUGUGUUUGCUAGCCCGGGCGUAAAAAAGAAUAAGGCGCAAGCGGAAAUGGGGUCAUCUGUGAUGAUGCGUCAGGAUCUAAGUGGUAGCGAAAGUAAUCAAGUUAACUUCCGCAUUGAAGUCCCAACUUGGAGUGCUCCAGUUAGUCCUUUGAACAGUCCCUUGGUGAGCCCGAACAAUGGAAGACAUAGUGAUUUCGUUCAAUAUUGUUACGUGUGUCCCCCGCCAAGUCAAUAUUGGUCGGCACCAGAGAUGGUCACGUCUGAUGCAUCAUCAGGGACGACGCAUCCUGCAUUAUUUGAUUUAACUGCAUUAUCUACUGAUACUUCUCCUCAUCACAGUCCACGAGGUAGAAGUCCUAACCAAAAUCUCAGGAGCCGAAGUGGAGCUUCCUCGCCAAUACGUCCCAGGUUAUCUCUCGAGACCUCAGUAGCACGUCGCGACUUCAAUGCCCCCUCUCUCAACGUUCACCCCUUACCAUUGCCUCCUGGGGCACCCUUGCUUUCCCCAUCCCCUAAAUUCUCCCCCACUGUGCCUAAGUUAGAGUCCUCCUCGAUGAAAAGCCAAUGGCAGAAAGGGAAACUAAUUGGGCGUGGUACGUUUGGAAGUGUUUAUGUGGCUACCAACAGAGAAACUGGAGCAUUAUGUGCGAUGAAGGAAGUAGAAAUAUUUCCCGAUGACCCCAAAUCCGCCGAGUGUAUUAAACAGUUAGAGCAGGAAAUCAAAGUUCUUAGCCAGCUGAAGCAUACAAACAUUGUGCAGUAUUAUGGCAGUGAAAUCGUUGAAGACCGGUUUUAUAUUUAUCUGGAAUAUGUCCAUCCUGGAUCAAUAAACAAAUAUGUCCGUGAACAUUGUGGCGCCAUAACAGAAUCUGUUGUUCGAAGUUUCACUCGUCAUAUUCUUUCAGGCUUGGCUUACUUGCAUAGCAAAAAAACAAUUCAUAGGGACAUUAAAGGGGCUAACUUGCUUGUUGAUUCUACUGGGGUUGUUAAGCUUGCUGACUUUGGGAUGGCCAAGCACCUCACUGGACAUGCAGCUGAUCUUUCUUUAAAGGGAAGUCCAUACUGGAUGGCUCCUGAGCUUAUGCAAGCAGUGAUGCAAAAAGACAACAGCUCAGAUCUAGCUUUAGCUGUCGACGUUUGGAGUUUGGGUUGCACAAUCAUAGAAAUGCUCACAGGGAAGCCUCCUUGGAGUGAAUACGAAGGAGCUGCGGCUAUGUUUAAGGUUAUGAGGGAUACCCCUCCUAUACCUGAAACAUUGUCAUCGGAAGGUAAAGACUUCCUGAGGUGCUGCUUUAAGAGAAAUCCAGCAGAGCGGUCAACUGCUUUAGCUUUACUUGAACAUCGGUUCUUGAAAAAUGCACAACAGCCUGAUGUUUCAUAUUCUGUGCAGUCUCAUAAUGGAAUAAAUUUGACGGUGAAUGACAGACCCCUUAGUCCCAGAGGGCAAUCUGAACAUUUAUCUGAUCAGUUGCUAACUACUAGUAUGCAAAUUGCAAAAGGGAAGGGCAAUGAAAGGUGACUAGAUGGACAGAAACCGCAGUGUAACUAUUGACUUAACAUUGGUGUCAAGGGGAUUCAUCCCUUGCAAAAACCGAGCAAUUUGUAUUUACGCUAAAAUCUCAGAUUGCAAGACACAUAAUCCAAUCCCUUCCAUGAUUGUCUCUGGCUACGUCAAAGUGGAAACAGUAAGAAUGGUAUUCCUAAAUAACCGCAUUUAGGGAAGUUUCGUUUGCUAUUCCAGAUACUUAGACCCAUCGCUGUAAUAUGGUUUACCUGGACCCUCUUGUAGGUGAGUUGCAGCUACUGCUUGGUAAGCUUCUUUCCCUGAGUUUCUCAUUAAUGCCCAUUUGCCUCCCCAAAAGUACAAGGGCUUCUUCAGUCUGGAAGUCAUGUUGCAUGAGAAUAGAAGCAGUUUUUGUAUAAUAUUGCAUAGAGCUCUUCAGCAGCAACAGAAGUGUGUACGAUACAUUUUAUAAAACAUGCAUGUUUCUCCUGACAGCAGAAUGGAGUCCAAAUCGAGCAUGUAGAUAUUAUCCCUCUCGCUUUCAUAGGGAUUUUGAUGUGGUGACUUUAUUGGCAUUGUCACUUGCUAAUGCUAGUUAAAUGGAUUCUUGUACAUUGUAAUAAGGCCUAUUUCAAAAUCUUCAGUUUUGGAAGCUGGUAUUUUUUCUGGUUACUGUUAGGAUACCUAGUAAAAAAUCUUAGCCACGUGCUAAUCCAAUACCAUGGAAGAAUAAAUUGUUGAUUCCUUCUAGGAACUGUAUUCUUA
This is a messenger RNA of Neltuma alba, 3061 nucleotides long. Its product is annotated as mitogen-activated protein kinase kinase kinase 5. Gene Ontology annotation, molecular function: ATP binding; MAP kinase kinase kinase activity. The record is from RefSeq and is a predicted model, not a curated record. Bases 287 to 2311 code for a protein of 674 amino acids. The transcript has 11 exons. Gene Ontology annotation, biological process: protein phosphorylation; MAPK cascade. Gene Ontology annotation, cellular component: cytoplasm. Lineage: Eukaryota; Viridiplantae; Streptophyta; Magnoliopsida; Fabales; Fabaceae.